AAGGCAUUCCGAGUGUAUCCAUUCCGUCUUCGUUUUAGAUUUCAUAAAUGAAAUUUGGCAGUUUUCCAGUCAAUGAGGAUCUAAGUUGUUUUACAUGCAUCAUGGAUGAUAAAUGGAAGAAGAACCUUUCUGACAACUUCAGUCUGAUUGUUAAGCAUGUAGACGAUCCUGUCGCUAUAGCAGAAUAUCUUCAUUACGACUGUAACCCACCAGUAUUUACAGAAGAAAAUGUACAAUGGAUGAAGCACCUGGAUGGGUCUAUCAAAAAUAAAACAAGAAGACUACUAAACAGACUUACGUACAAGCCAAAUUACCCACUUGUAGCGCUUUAUAAUGCCUUUAAAGAGACUCAAAAUACAGUUUUAAGAGAAUGCCUGGUGAAACAUGUGGAGAGUUACUACGCCGCACAGAGAAAGGACAUGAAAGUCAUCCCCCCCAACACGCUUCCUUUCAAAGAACCAGACUGGGAAGAAUUUCACAAGAGUGAUGUGGUCAAGUGUCAGAUUGAUUCGGAUGCCUUACUAAGGACUUUCAAGGAUACUGACAAUUAUGUAUACAUAAUGACAAAAGAAAUACGAGGGAGAGCUGUGAUUUUAAACAAUUUAAAUUUUAAAAAGAAGAAGAAAAAUAGAGAUGGUUCAGAGAAAGAUGUAGAGCUUUUGACCAAGACUCUUACACAGCUUCACUUUGACGUCAAUGUGUACCAGGACUUAAGUGCUGAGGACAUGGUGAAGACACUAGAAGAAGAAAGUCAGUCCAUUGAUCCCACAUCUGAGUGUUUUAUCCUGAUUGUGAUGAGCCAUGGAGUUCAAAAUGGUGUGCAAGGCAUAGAUGAAAAAGAGGUCACAUUUCAACAAUUGGCAAGCCUAUUCAACCCAGCAAAAUGUCCAGCACUCAAGGACAAACCGAAAGCUUUUCUUUUUCCAGUCUUGUCGGAAAGAAGGAGCAAGCCCUUCAUUAGGCCAGAGGAUAGGUCAUCAUGGGGCUGAGAACAACAAAGAUUUUUUGUUUGCUUUUGCGACGACAGAAGGAGGUGAAUCUAUACGCUAUGACGACACAGGAGCAUGGUUUAUCCAAGCAUUGUGCUGGGUUCUGAAGGGCGAGGCACACAGACUGAACUUACAAGAAAUGCUCACGAAAGUAAACGCCUUGGUGUGUGGUAUGGAAGAAGAUGGGAAGAGUUGUUUCUUUAUACCAGAAUAUAGGGGCAGUCUCGUGAAAAAUGUCUAUUUCUUCCCGGGUGUGUGUGGAGAUCCAGGAAAUCCAUUGACAAAUGAAAAAGUAGGAAAAGUUAAACUAGUGCCCAGUGAGGAGGAAAUGACAAUGUAAGAAUGUCGGACUGAACAUUACCCCGUGGGAAGGAAAUGAUGAUGUAAAUAUGUCACACUGAACAUUACCCCGUGGGAAGGAAAUUUACUCAAUGUUCUGUCUCUGUUUGGUGACAAAUGUGGUGAUAUUGUAGAUAUUUGACCUUUUAUAUUCCAUUUUUGCAGAUUUGACAUUAUCAUACUGAAAUCAUUUAGAUGACUCAAAUCAGGAAAUCUAUCCGAAAGCAUUGCAGCAAAAAAUUAAAAAUUAAACAUUCUAAAUUUAAAGGACACAUCUACCACUAGACUAUUGUAGUGCCUCUUCCACACAAGUGUUGAAGGAGUCAGUAUUUUGUGACCUAGACCUCUAUAGGUUUACUUAGCGAAAAAAUGAACCCCAACAAACUAUUGAAAAUCAUCAACUUUAUUGGAAAUGUAAAAAACAUAUGGAAUAUAUUGAUCAACAAGAGUAAAAACUUAACAAACAGUACUCGGUAAUGUGUAGAGUUGAUUUGAACAUGCUAUGGCAAGAUUUCAGAGCCAGGAAUCUCCCGAGUCUCAUUAGAAUCACACAAUAACAAGUGUAUAGACAUUUAUAUCAAAAGGAAAAAACCCAUGCAUUGAUUUUCUGUUCAGUUUUGUACCAGGAACAUCUUUUAAUUCUGAGGUGCCACUAUAGUGAGUAUUUCUUCCAUCAUUUUAUACUAAAACAUAGAUUUGUAGUAUGUAACAAUAUUUUACACUGCAAAUUUUGUCCUGCAAAGUUGUUUUGAUUUUAAAAUCUCUUUAAAAAAAACGGAACAAGUAAAUUAGGAUCAAGAAUGAAUGAUGCUUCCGUCAUUCAAACAACUGUUAUCACAUUGUUAACAAUAAGCCGACAGACAACUGACAAAGUGUUCGCCUUAACAAUAAGCCGACAGACAACUGACAAAGUGUUCGCCUUAACAAUAAGCCGACAGACAACUGACAAAGUGUUCGGACAGGCGACCGAUGUGUAAUUCCAAGUGAAGCUGACUUCUGAUCAUGUGACAAUCUAAGACUCAAGUCUUACAUACUAUGUAUAUUCAAUCAUAUUACGUUACAUUUUAUUAUGUUUUUUGUGAUUGAUGAAAUCAUUAUCUACCUGUACAUAAUGUAUGAGAAAAAACACCAUGCUAAGCAAUGAUAAUCUAUAUAUAGGUAAGUUAUGUUUAGACUACAUUUUACUUGAUAUAUUAGUAGUGUAUACUGUCAUAACUGGCUUGACAUGCAUGUACUUUACUUUGAAGUAGAACUGUUAUUGUUUAAUGUGUUUUAUGUGUAAACAAAUUAAACUUAAACUAUAUAUUGUUUAAAAGAAGUUGAAUUUAAAACAUUACAAGCUUGUUUAUUUGAUAAACAGAUUCUUGCAUUUGUUUUUUGUAAUUCCUUCAUUUUCAUCUUUUGCCAGAUACUUCGUAAAAUGAUCAAUUUAUUCCUUAAUCUUAAAUAAAACUGAAAUUCAUGUCUUCUGUAUAUCACAACACUAAUAUGUUAUAGAGUACAUAUUUCUUAUGUACAUGUAUUCAUGGUGGCCACCAUACUUUUCUAUAUAGAAGUUAUCACAACACUAAUAUGUUAUAGAGUACAUAUUUCUUAUGUACAUGUAUUCAUGGUGGCCACCACACUUUUCUAUAUAGAAGUAGGAAUAAAACAAUGUCAAUAUU
Molecule: messenger RNA, 2992 nt
Organism: Pecten maximus
Lineage: Eukaryota; Metazoa; Mollusca; Bivalvia; Pectinida; Pectinidae
Product: caspase-2-like
Exons: 9
Coding region: 48-989 (313 amino acids)
Biological process (GO): proteolysis; regulation of apoptotic process
Molecular function (GO): cysteine-type endopeptidase activity
Source: RefSeq, a predicted model, not a curated record